UAUCAGUGUUACUUUGAAAUUUUGUGUUGCAUUAUAACACAGAACGGAAGUGACUGCGUGAGUAUUUGUUCAAAAACGAAACUAACUACUGGUCUUGGUUGCAGUAUAUCAGAUUAGAGAAUGGCGGAACAGUUGUCAGAUAAGUACAUGGGUCAGCUAGAGUCCUGGAUUGGUACGGGACCCAAGAUCUUCACCCUUCUCUACCAAAUAACCAGGGACGGGUGUAACGCUACAACAUUCCACCAGAAGUGUGAUAAUCAGGGACCCACUGUGACGGUGCUGUACAACCAACAAGGAUCGGUGUAUCGGGGGUAUGGGAGUUUGAACUGGAACAGCAGCAGCUCAAAUAUAAAAGAUGCAAACGCGUUUAUCUUUCAACUAAGGUAUUCCGGCAGCGAUAAACCAACCACGUUUGCAAUAAUAGAUAAGCAUACACAAUAUGGUUUGAAUGGACAUCCUACAUCCGGGCCAACGUUUGGUGGUGGAUAUGAUCUACAAGCAUUCACUGGUACAGUGAACAGCUCUGGUGUUUUUUUCGCUUUAAACGGCUACAUGAAUGCACAUUCCUUCGACUACCAAGGCCUUACUGUCGACAAAAUAAACAAUGGCAACUUGCAAGUGACCGAACUAGAGGUAUACGCCAUAACAGGUACGGGAAUAUUCUGUAAAUAAUGUGUUUUUUUCCGAC
This is a messenger RNA of Dreissena polymorpha, 688 nucleotides long. RefSeq lists its product as uncharacterized. Lineage: Eukaryota; Metazoa; Mollusca; Bivalvia; Myida; Dreissenidae. The transcript is spliced from 2 exons. Bases 121 to 672 code for a protein of 183 amino acids. The record is from RefSeq and is a predicted model, not a curated record.